AUGUUUUUUAACGGCAAAACAUGUUUGUUAUUGACAGCAUGUUUUGCUUCAACAUUAUCGGUUGUAUACGGAGCAAUUGGAAACUUCCCAACAAUUGAUUUUGUAGAAGGUCCAUUAAAACCAUAUACUCCAAAAAAGCCAAGCCUUGACGCCUAUAAGACAAGGGGUGAGCUUGCAUUCAGUGAUGCUUUGGCAGCAUCUCAAACAUUUACAACAGGUUUUGAUGGGCUUUCUGAUUUGGAUGUAAAUACUGAUGGCAUUUACUCAAAGAAUUCAAGAACAAUUGAAAGGAUUCAAAGAGCAACAAAACUUGAGGUUGAAAUUGCUAAAAUAUUGUUCUGGAGAAUAAAGACUGAUGCUGAAUUGAGUGCAUUUGACGUAUCUCUUACUGUUUUAGAGAAGAUAGUUAUGGAUCUUUUCCGUAAGUAUGGUUUCAGUGCUACUACUUGCCAGGCUUUACUAGCAAAGGAGAGCAUUCCAAAAGAAAAAGCUAUGGAAUUUUGUUACAACUUGGAACCAUUUGCAUUGUUGGAGUGCCAUGCUUUAACAUGGCUGGACUUUUCAGUUGUAAUGGACAUUAAGUUUAGAAUGAAAAGAAGAGGUAUGUAUUUGGAAACAAAAGAUGUUUGUAGGCUUGUUGAACGAGUUAAACCAUCUUUAAUUCCUAAGCCUGAAAGAAAGUCAAUCUUUGGAAAGUGCCAGACCGUAGUAAAUAGCGAGUUAAUGAGAAAUUAUGGUGUAACCAAUAUGGAUGUUGACUUGAUUUGUACAGUAAUGGAUUAUACUAUUCAGCCAGCUUGUGCUGAUCUUUCUAAAGAUGAACUCUCUGAGGUAAUGAAGCUGGGUUUACAUUUGGGUAAUUUUAUUUAUCCAAGAUUAUUCCCGAUAUUUGUAUCCGAUCUAUGUAUUGCCAGGAAAAUGAUGAAACGUGGCCCAAGCAGGGAAAAAUGCAGAAAUUCAUUGGUAAGAGUACUAAUUGAGAGAGCCGAUGAGUACGCAGAAUCAGUCGUAGCAGACAGUUGGGCAUUGUAUACUGAAAUAUGGAGGUCGUGUGCUUAUGUAUAUAAACGAAAGGCAACUGGGGCUGAAAAGGCAAGACUUGACAGGAUUUUCCCAAGAAUUGCAUUCGGAUCUAUUUGGUCAGACAGGAAAUAUAGGGGCCAUAAUGCUGAUUAUCCACCAUCGGAUCUUGCCAGUAUUCAUGGUGAAACUGUUGAAGUUGCUCCAGAUGUGACCGAAGAUAGUGAAUUAGAUUUAGACUUAACUUCAGAAUCAUCUAUCGAUCUUGGUUCUGGUGUUAAGACAGAUUCUUCAAUUGAAUUGGGUACAGAUGUUGGAUCUGAAUCUUCUAUUGAUUUGAGCUCAGAUAUGUCUGUUGAACUUGAAGGAUCAGAGGGAGUUUCUCUAGGCGAUGAUUCAGGUUCUGGUAGAUCUAAGUACUACAAAUCUUCAAGAGCCGCGGCAAGAAAAGCUGUUGCACCAAGAGAGAGAUGGGUGUCUUCAAAAACAAAGGCUUUGGAAACCCCCGACCAAUUCCUGUGGUCAUCAAGGCAGUCAGUUGCUUUAAACUCUGUUCAAAAGGCAUGGGCACAAGUAUUGUAUUCAUUAUAUAGUCAAGAAGGCAAUAAGGCUUAUGGAAUUGAAGACUUUGAAAUUAUUGCAAGCAGAAUUGACCCAACAAAUUUGCAAAGAUCAUGUUCUAGACUUAUUUUCGCAAAGAUCAAGAAAUACCCGGGCCAUCAAAGGGAUGGAGCCGGUACUAGAUUUUCUGAGACUACAAUUGCAAACUGGUGUGCGGCUAUAGAUGGUGCAAGAAGCAAGGCGUGUCAGAGCCUUUCAGUACCUGCUCUUUUAUGGUCAAAGAGCGUUCUUAAAUCAUUGUCUUUAAUGAGAGAUGAAUCAAGCUUUGCAAUUGAUUUAAGAGACAUUUGCAGAUUUGUAAGCAAAGUUGAACCAUGGACCUUUACUAAGAAGGGUGGAUUCACUAAUCAUUGCAUAAGUAGCCUUUCUGAGCCAUUAUCCACAGCAAAACAUUCAACUCAGAUAUCAUUCCUUGAUAAGUAUAAAUUAAAUGAAAAGGAAUCUAAGCAAAUGUGCUUACUCCUUAAACCUGCUAACCACAAAUCAUGCACUAAGCUUUCAUCAGGAGAUCUUACUCUUGCAUAUAAAUUAGCUUAUGAGUUGGGCAAAAUUCAUAAUAAAGAAAAGAAGUUACAGGUUACUUACGAUUCUACUUGUAGAGUUAUUACCAGAGUUGGUAAGGAAAGUACUAUUGAGCAUUGCAUUCUUGCAACUGCAGAAUUUGUAGGUUACAUUGCUGUUGAUAGCGAUGUUGCUGGCAAGGAAUUCGAAACUGGUGUAGCCAAUGCAUGUGAAAAGAUAUUCGAAGCAAAGGAACCUAAAGAAACGUCAAAGCUGGCUAACUCCAUUAUUGAGGAUGUUUAUUCAGACAUUGCAAAGCAUAUGCCACCUCAGCCACAGGAUUAUGAUGCUAUUAGGAGGAAAAUUGUUAUUGGCGAUGAGCUAAUAGAGGAAACGAGGGAAAUUGGAGGAUUUGAUCGUGGAGAUUUUGCUAAAAGAAAUGCAGGUUCAAGAUUGUUAUCAUCAACUUACUUCAAACCAGUUGGUUCAAAUGAAGAAGAAUUCUGGACUCCAUUUGGAUUAGAUCCUGCAUUAAUCAAGAAAGAUGUUUAUUCCGGGAUUGGAGCUGCUGCACCUGUGCCGAUGGAUGACUAUUAUGAAAAAUCUGAGUUUCAAUCUGGAAUUACAAUGGAUAAUCAAUGGAUUGAAAUUCAGCAGACCAGUUUUAAAAAGUCAUUAUCUGAUAGGCUUAGGGAUGAGUUUGUUAGAACUGCACCAUCCUCAUUAGUUGUUGAAUCAUCUAACAUUCCGGAAUUUUCAAAACUUGUUGAUGAGAUUGAUUUAGCACCAAAUGCUAUUUAUGUAAGUUGUGUUAAAGUUCUUAAGAAACACAAAAUACGCUCUGAAGUUGCUGAGGUUGUAUGUAAGAGAAUUGAUCCAUAUGCAGCACCUGCAUGUAAUGGUUUAAUGAUUGUUUUGCUCGACCAUGCUGAAUAUGUUCACUCAUAUCUCACAUCAUUGGUGAAGAAGGAGGCAUUUGAUUUAUCUGACUUCUGUAAGGUUAUGCACGCAUUGAAUCCAUUUUCAAACAGGUCUGGAGAAGUUGGAAACAUUUCAAACAACUGUGUUAAAAACCCAGUAAUGUUUAACUUCCAAAGGAAAUAUUCCUUGUCAAACAGACAAAUGACAAAGCUGUGUUCUAAAUUAGAUUUCACACGUACUGAGUCAUUUGCUAGAUUAAAUAGCUCACAGAGGGCAAGAGUUAUUUCAUCUUCAAAAGCCAUUUCUUUAUUGAUUUCUGAUAAGUACCAAGAAGUCUAUAAGAAAUUUGGUGGAGUGUUCUGGGCAAGACAUAUUCCAAGAGUUUCGGUUUCAAAUAUGAUCAAUUUGAUUUCUCAUACUGGGGAGGUUGAGCCUGUUAAGGAGAAAUGCGAAUAUGAAUGUCAAUCUGGAAGCCCAUUCUUCUCACGAGUCUUAGCUGACACUGAGAUCUGUUACAAAUCGUGUAUGUCAUUACCAGGUUUAGAUGGGAGACCUCUUGUUGGUGAUGAAAAAGUAGGUUCAGAUUCACAAUAUUCUGGUUUGAGACCCAGGACUUACCAAACCUAUGAUAGAUACGGUUCUACCACAGAAAAACCAUUAACAAAAACUGUCUGGUGGAUGGCUGACCAAUAA
Messenger RNA from Cryptosporidium ubiquitum, 3756 nucleotides. RefSeq lists its product as uncharacterized. Bases 1 to 3756 code for a protein of 1251 amino acids. The transcript has a single exon. The record is from RefSeq and is a predicted model, not a curated record. Lineage: Eukaryota; Apicomplexa; Conoidasida; Eucoccidiorida; Cryptosporidiidae.